CCUCCUCUCUAACCGGCCUGAGCAGGGCACAGUGAGCGGGGCACAGUCGAAUUCUCUCCUGAGGACCACCUCUUUCCCACCUGGCAGAGGGGCAAACUCUUAGGACUAAGUGCAGCUCUUGCUCCGCGUCCCCUGCAGGCUCAUAGCAUCACUCCACCUGCAAAGCUGCUGUACCCUCCCCAUCCGCUUCCAGGCGGGACCGAAGACCCCAGUUCCCAGGAGGCGGAGAACUGCCGGGGAGCUGGCGGGUGCUGGCAGCCAGAGUGGGGCAGAUCUCGGGCUGCAGACGCCAGCCAUGGCCUCUGUCCACUCAGAGAGCUGGACCGACGGCGUGGAGGGCUUAGGGACCGACGCUGGGAAUCUGACCUCAGCUCUGGGGGUUGCUCCGGCAGCUGGCUCCAGUGAGGCUGAGUGGAUGCUGGUCCAAGCCGGCAACUUAUCCUCAGCUCUAGGGCUGCCAGUGACUUCCCCGGCGCCCCCCCUGCCCCGGGCCAACCUCACCAACCAGUUCGUGCAGCCGUCCUGGCGCAUCGCGCUCUGGUCCCUGGCUUAUGGUGUGGUGGUGGCUGUGGCGGUCUUUGGAAACCUCAUCGUCAUAUGGAUCAUCCUGGCCCACAAGCGCAUGAGGACUGUCACCAACUAUUUCCUAGUGAACCUCGCUUUUUCCGACGCUUCCAUGGCCGCCUUCAACACCUUGGUCAAUUUCAUCUAUGCGCUUCACGGCGAGUGGUAUUUCGGCGCCAAUUACUGCCGCUUCCAGAACUUCUUUCCUAUAACUGCGGUGUUUGCCAGCAUCUACUCUAUGACCGCCAUUGCGGUGGACAGGUAUAUGGCCAUUAUUGAUCCUUUGAAACCCAGACUGUCUGCCACAGCCACCAAGAUCGUCAUUGGAAGUAUUUGGAUUCUAGCGUUUCUCCUUGCCUUCCCUCAGUGUCUUUAUUCCAAAAUUAAGGUCAUGCCGGGCCGCACCCUUUGCUAUGUGCAGUGGCCAGAAGGUCCCAAGCAACAUUUCACGUAA
Messenger RNA from Nannospalax galili (Upper Galilee mountains blind mole rat), 1018 nucleotides. It is a transcript of the gene Tacr3, whose product is annotated as tachykinin receptor 3. Gene Ontology annotation, biological process: positive regulation of flagellated sperm motility; G protein-coupled receptor signaling pathway. Gene Ontology annotation, molecular function: tachykinin receptor activity. The record is from RefSeq and is a predicted model, not a curated record. NCBI's taxonomy places the organism in Eukaryota, Metazoa, Chordata, Mammalia, Rodentia, Spalacidae. The transcript is spliced from 2 exons. Gene Ontology annotation, cellular component: sperm midpiece; plasma membrane. Bases 296 to 1018 code for a protein of 240 amino acids.